Molecule: messenger RNA, 2511 nt
Organism: Anarrhichthys ocellatus (wolf-eel)
Lineage: Eukaryota; Metazoa; Chordata; Actinopteri; Perciformes; Anarhichadidae
Product: low affinity immunoglobulin gamma Fc region receptor II-like
Exons: 4
Coding region: 770-1624 (284 amino acids)
Biological process (GO): cell surface receptor signaling pathway; immune response
Cellular component (GO): external side of plasma membrane
Molecular function (GO): transmembrane signaling receptor activity
Source: RefSeq, a predicted model, not a curated record
CAGUGUUGGUUUGAUUUUAUUACUCCGGGAAAGUUCACACUUAUAGUCGAAAUGGAGGAGAACUCCUCGGUUCUUUGUUAUAUUUUUAUUAUCAAUGGAAACACAUUGUAUGUAUGUAAGUCUUGUGUUUACAGAACCCAGUCAGUGAAUGCAGGUUCUAUGUUUUAUGUUUCUUAAUUAAACUGCGUAAAUUCAAGGUUUUCCUUCGUGCAACUUUAGAGGAAGAGAACACUUUAAGGCAUUGCACGCAGGCAGCUGCUGUGACGCCUAACGGAGAGACGAGGUGCGUGAGGGUCGACUUCUCUCUCAGAGGAAGUGCAGAGAGCCGUCAGUGUGCGCUCCGACAGGAUGCUGUUGACACCUUUCUGUCUGGUGAUGUGUGAGUACAAACUCUUCUUUUUACUGUAGAACAUAAUCUCUGCUGAUGAUUUAGUGCCUUUGAAUUCAUUGAAUCACUGAUUUGUGUAUUUUCUCUGUUUACCUUGUUUCUUUCUUAUUUGUUCUCUCAAUCUGUCAUUUUUGCUGCCCCCCUCGCUUUUAUUUGUCAUCAUGCUGUUUUUCUUACAUUUCCUAUUUGUAUUCCUUUUUUGCGUUUUUUUAUUAUUGUUUUCAUAUUUCUUUCUUCUUGUAUACUUUUCAUACUUCACCAUUCUUGUCACACUUUUCUUCUUUUUGCGGUCUCUCUCUCUCUCUCUCUUCUUCCUGUUUUCUUUCUUACUGUUUUAUUGUCCAUUCUUUACUUUAUUUCUUUUCACUUCCUGAUUUUCAAAUGAACUGCGAUCAUUCUUUUGUCACUUCUUGCUGUCCUGUCCUUUCCUUUUUCUUUCCCAUUCCAACCCUCCAAUCCUCCACUCUGCUGUUUCCCUCUUCCUCUUCUUUCUCCCUCUCUUCUUUCCUCCCUUCCUCAGCCUGUCUCCAGGUCGUCCCUGACCGGUCUCAGUUCUACAGGUACAACUCCAUCUCUCUGAGCUGCGAGGAUCAGCUGAACGCCACCGGCUGGAAGGUGAAGAGGAAAACAACGGAGGGCGGGGUCAGACCCUGCACCUCCGGCUGGGGCACCACCUCCUCGGGCUCGGCCUGCGUCAUCGGAAACACCUACCCGUCCGACACCGGGGUGUACUGGUGUGAGUCUGGGGACGGGAACAGGAGCAACAGCAUCAACAUCACCAUCACUGACAGCAGUGUGCUCCUGGAGAGUCCGGCCCUCCCCGUGUCGGAGGGAGCUGCUGUGACUCUGCGCUGCAAAGCCGAGACGGAAUCCCCCAGUCACACGUUUGAUUUCCUUAAAGACGGCCGCGUCGUCCGCAGCAGCGCCACGGGAGAGAUGACCAUUCACAGGGCUUCCAAAUCGGAUGAAGGACUCUACAUUUGCAGCAUCCCUGGAUUUGGAAAAUCGUUAGGCAGCUGGGUGAACGUUGAAAGUUCUCUUCCACCUUCAUCCUCACCUCCACCUGCAGCUUCCCGUUCAGUGUCGGUCACCAGACUGAUGCUCCACGUGUUGGUGGGAACCCCUUACCUGCUGUGCACCAUCUUACUGGCACUCAUAUACAGAGACAGGAACAGAGCUCGGACGGUAGCGGAGAGAAGAGGCAGCAACAAUGUCAUCAUGGAAAUAGUUGUGUAGACCUUCAGACUGGUAAAGGUGGUCCCUGUAUUCUGCAUUUUAUGGGACUUGGCACCACUUGAUGUGCUGGAGAUCCAUUGAUCUGACCAGCAGCAGUUGUAUUAUCCGACUAUAAAUGACGUUCAUGUGUUUAUCUUUCUUUAAAGCUGAAGACGUGAGACUUGUUUGGAUUUAAAUGUCAAUAGAUGUUCACUGCGAUUUAAAGGAAGUGGAGGGUUUAUGUGGUUUACACCAUGCAAACACAAUAAGGUGGGAAGUUUAAGUCCAGUUGUUUGUUUUGCAUUUUUCCAUUUGACAUUUCUUAUCCGUCCAGAAUUUACUCAAAACUUGACUCCAAAUUUUGUAAAUCUUUCACAAAUCUUAAUCCAUAAAUCUUCCUUUUUAUUGUUUAAUUAUUUUUCUUACAUUUGUAUCCUGCUGUAAUAUAAAUGUUACUUUGAAUUAAAAACAGGAAAAGACAUUUUAGCACUUAUUGUGAGUGGCUUGCCUGCACAGGUCAGUUGUGGUAAGAUUGUUCUGAAACUAGGUCGGUGUUAUUUCUAAGAAGUGGAAAGUUUGUACCAUUUUAAAACCCACCCACACGCCAUCAGUAAUGAAAACAUUAAAACUGACAAUGUUGUAAAAAUGACUUAAAAUAAUUUUAUUUGAUUGUUGUUAGUACACUGUAAACAGGUGAAUACAUAUGAGUGUGUGUUUUGGCACAUUUGAUUUAAUGAAAUAACGAAUACGUUUUUUCCGAGAAUGGAAACUCUUGUGGUUAAGUGGAGUUGCUCUCUGUUGUGUUCUGCGGUUAAAACACACAAUAAACUGUCUUGAAAGUUAAAGAGUGUCUCUAACUUUCCUGGUGCAUAAUGUUGUGUUAAUACAAUGCAGUGCUGUGUAUAAUU